This is a messenger RNA of Onychomys torridus (southern grasshopper mouse), 246 nucleotides long. Its product is annotated as WAP four-disulfide core domain protein 15A-like. NCBI's taxonomy places the organism in Eukaryota, Metazoa, Chordata, Mammalia, Rodentia, Cricetidae. Gene Ontology annotation, molecular function: peptidase inhibitor activity. The transcript is spliced from 2 exons. Bases 1 to 246 code for a protein of 81 amino acids. The record is from RefSeq and is a predicted model, not a curated record. Gene Ontology annotation, cellular component: extracellular region.
AUGAAACCAAGAAGUCUUACACUGUUCACAACAACCAUCCUCCUUUGCCUCAGCAUGGUGCAGCCUAAAACAAAGAAGAAAAGAGUAACGACGCCAAAACCUGGGUACUGCCCGGAAUUUUUUCUCCCCUGCCCGUUUGUCCGCUUACCCGUAUGCAAGCUUGAUAAAGGGUGCAAGGGCAUCAAAAAGUGCUGCUUCUACUACUGUCAGAUGCGCUGUGUGGAACCUUGGACGACCACGAUUUGA